Messenger RNA from Suillus clintonianus, 698 nucleotides. RefSeq lists its product as uncharacterized. NCBI's taxonomy places the organism in Eukaryota, Fungi, Basidiomycota, Agaricomycetes, Boletales, Suillaceae. The transcript has 2 exons. The record is from RefSeq and is a predicted model, not a curated record. Bases 92 to 667 code for a protein of 191 amino acids.
ACGACCUCGCUUCUCCCCUGGAGCUCUCCCGCGAUCUCAAGGAGACUUCGCAGAAGAGGAUGUACCCAUUUCCUCGAGCCUUAUACCUCCAAUGUCGCUGGAAGUUGCAGGAAAUUCACAAUCUUCUUCUUCGGAUAAUCCUUAUCCAGGGACUCAUUUACCACCUUUGCGAAAGAAUACAGCGAUACCUUUGCAUUCGCGCUCUAUGUCAAGUUUGCCCCUGUCUCAGCAGACUAGUACUGGAGAAAUUUCGGCGAGCAACAGAUUGCACAGUUUAGGCAUAUCGCCCCUUUCAGGCUCCCAUGAGUUCCCCAGAUUACAUUUUUUCACGCCAUAUCGAAUACACACGGGACCUUCUCAUCUCCGCCCGGUUAGCGUCAGUUCAAUCACGGAUCUACCCUCAGAAACGGUUCCUGUUCCAUUGAAUUCGCUCGCCCGAGCAAGAACAGUACUAGAUCCCGCUGCCGACCAUCAUAUUCAUUUAACUGUCCCCCCCGGCAGCGAUGGACAACCGGGCUCAGACGUUCUUACGCUCCAUGACGGCCCAUUGAUAGCUGAAAUGGUUGCAGAUGGGGUCAGGCGGUACGAAAGGCGCAUUCCCCGGCACACCGACAUUUGCAGAAUUACCAUCCCUCCUAUGACAGCCACAUUUCCGGUGCAUGAGUAAGCUACGCUUUGGCCAUUUUCUGCCGCUCCUC